Molecule: messenger RNA, 594 nt
Organism: Aspergillus tanneri
Lineage: Eukaryota; Fungi; Ascomycota; Eurotiomycetes; Eurotiales; Aspergillaceae
Exons: 1
Coding region: 1-594 (197 amino acids)
Source: RefSeq, a predicted model, not a curated record
AUGGCCGAGUACAAAUUUGCCAAUUCAUCACAAGAAGUCCCCAGGAAUAGCCUGGGGAACCUUCCCACCCUAUUCCCGAUCCAAACGGACCCGGAUACAGACGUGUGGAGCAAACCAUCGUUAGAGGAAGCGUUCAACGCGCCGAUAUUAUAUCGAACCAUGCCUUUGAAAUCGUUCAAGCGAGCGAGGGUCGCCUUCAGUGCCAACUGGAAGCAUACCUACGAUCAGGGGGGACUUAUUCUGGUCCUCAACAAGACCGACGGGACCCGGAAAUGGGUCAAAACCGGCAUCGAGUAUACACACGGCCGGCCCCAUCUCAGCACAGUCGCCAAGGAUCGGUGGGCAGAUUGGAGUCUGCAGGGAGUGCCUUCAGGUGGUGGGGCUGCCACCUUGGAACUCGUCAAAGAAGACAGCAACUUAUGGAUUUACUUGGUUGAGGGCAUCCAGAGGGUCCCCCUCCGGGAGGUGACCUGGGUCUUCGAGGACCUGGAUGUUGAGGAUCUCUGGGUGGGCGUCUAUGCAGCGAAGCCUAGUAAGGAGGGAGGCAGAUUGGAGGUGAACUUUGGCCAUCUGGUAAUCGAUACAAGUGAUUGA